Arvicola amphibius (Eurasian water vole) is the source of this 1072-nucleotide messenger RNA. RefSeq names its product chibby family member 1, beta catenin antagonist (gene Cby1). Gene Ontology annotation, biological process: negative regulation of Wnt signaling pathway. Lineage: Eukaryota; Metazoa; Chordata; Mammalia; Rodentia; Cricetidae. The coding region runs from base 89 to 472 and encodes 127 amino acids. Gene Ontology annotation, cellular component: nucleus. The record is from RefSeq and is a predicted model, not a curated record. The transcript is spliced from 5 exons.
UCCUUGCAGAAGGCUUGGGGAGAGCUUUGGACACAGGCUUCCCAGUCGCGCCAGAAGGAAGUUCUGGUGUUUCCUCCUCAAGUCAGGAAUGCCUCUCUUUGGGAGUAUAUUCAGCCCAAAGAAGACGCCGCCUCGGAAGUCGGCCUCUCUCUCCAACCUGCAUUCUUUAGAUCGGUCAACGCGGGAAUUGGAGCUGGGCCUUGAUUAUGGAACUCCCACCAUGAACCUGGCGGGGCAAAACCUGAAGUUUGAAAAUGGCCAGUGGGUAGCAGACACAGUGAUUAGUGGAGGUGUGGAUCGUAGGGAGACUCAGCGCCUGCGCAAACGGAACCAGCAGCUGGAAGAAGAGAACAAUCUCUUGCGGCUGAAAGUGGACAUUCUGCUGGACAUGCUUUCGGAGACCACUGCCGAGUCCCACUUAAAGGACAGAGAACUGGACGAACUGAAGAUCAUCAACCGCAGGAGGAAGUGAAGAGCCUGGACAGGCCAGCUAGAAGAUUAGAAGUCCCCACUGACCCCUGGGGAGGAGGAUGUGGCAGAGCCCUUGGAUUUUCAGUCAAACUAAUAGACUUGCCCUGAGAGAGAACAUUAACAGACCCUAGCUCCCUUGGACUUGGGGACAGGGAGGUGGCAUGGGAUGGAAGAAACCAAGGUUGCAAGCCAGGACCAUAGCUUGGGAGGCGCCACAGGCACACUGCCCAGGAUGUCAAUCUAAAGCAAACUGCAGGCAGGUCUAGAAAAUAGUUGGCCCUUGGCUGCUGUCUGCAGGUGACAGCAUACAGCUGUCCAUUGUCUCAGAGUCACCGUGUUCAGGCAGUUGGCAGUUCACCUCUUCACACUGGGGUCUGGCACUAGUUCCAGUUCACACUUCACGUGAGGGUGCACAGUGAGUGGCUCUGCAUUCUCUGUCCCCUCUGGCCGUGCUCUCUCUGCCUUCAAAGAAUCCCCAUCCCCAAGUCCACAGCCUCUUCUGCCAUCAGCUUCCCAGCAGCAACCUCUGCCCUCCACAGCACGUUGUAAUUUACUCUUUCUGUUUUGACUAUUUUUAUUUUUAUUAAAUGGUGUUCAAUAA